Dujonia railenensis is the source of this 1194-nucleotide messenger RNA. NCBI's taxonomy places the organism in Eukaryota, Fungi, Ascomycota, Pichiomycetes, Serinales, Debaryomycetaceae. The record is from the annotation of a GenBank genome assembly.
AUGUCAAUCGUAGUUCAAUCGACAUUCCAAAACGAUAUACAGUACAACUCGAAGGAGAAAUCACAACCUAGAACAUUUUGGAUUUUACGCGAGUACGGAGAUGCCCUGGAUGAGUAUCGUAUAACUGUAGAUCAAGAUGGUAAUUAUUGUAGUGAGGAUGUGAAAUUUCAAAGCAUCUCUAAGAAUUUGUACAAGCUAGUGAUAAAUUCUACGACGACGUACAAUUUACAUGGCCCUAGCAAUCAUUUCCCAUUCGGGUCGAAUCCCCACGUUAAUAUUACAGCUGUAGCAGUCCAUUCGAACCUUAUGGCUGUUGGCGAUUCAAAUGGAUCUAUAAAUAUUUUAAACAGGAUAACUGAUAAGAUUGUCCUAACCAUUACACAGGCACAUUUUUCAGAUAUAACCUCAUUAAAGUUCUUUCCUUCGGGGAAAGUGUUGAUCUCAGGAUCUUUGGAUAUGCAACUCAAGCUCUGGUCUGUGGCUGAUGGGUCUAACCCAAGAACUUUAGUAGGACACAAAGGAGCCAUAACUGGGAUCAGCUUGUUGGGAAAAACUGGAAGAAACUUGCUAAGUAGUUCCAACGAUGGUACUGUGAAACUUUGGGAAACCGGAUCGGCACUGAAUUUGCAUUCCUUCAAAAGGAUAUCUAAUUUAAACGAUCUGGCUACAUGUAUAUGUAGCUACAAGCAAAAGGAGGCUAGCCACAUGCAAGAUACGGCUGAAGAAGAAGGAGAACUGGACAUCCAGACAGACGGCUUGCAUUUCGAGACUACGGGCAUACGGGUUUACGUGGGGUAUGAAUCUGGAAAUAUACAAGAGUUCAAUGUACAAGAACAUUCACAAACAAGUGUAAAGUUCCCGCAAAUUGGUGAUUCUAUUUCAGUAACAGCCUUGUCGAUGGUGAGUGGAGAAAACUUAGUGAUUGCUGGAUACAGCAACGGAGUAGUGAAAAUCUGGGGUAAAGAGAAAACUAUUGAGUAUGCAUUCCCGGAACAGAUCAUAAAUAUAGUUGGGCAAGAAAGAGCGUUCAUAGUCAACUCAGGAGGCAAAUCCUUCAAGCUUAUCUACAAUAAGGAAGCAGAAGAAUUGCAGCUUGACCUGUAUAUGAUUGGAAUUGAGCUGGUCAAUGAUAUAGCAUGCGAUGGAAAAUUCACUGCUGCAGGAGGAAAGGAAGGGUUAGUUGGAUUCAAGUAG